AUGAGUAGAAACCGUGCCUCCAUCCGUGAUCAGCACUUGGAAAUUCUCGAUGACAUCUAUGUCAGUGCACAAAACCGAACACUGCAGACCAUUGUCGACACUCUCGCUGCUGAGGACGUGCCAUCUGAUCGAUCUGGCACGAGUUACUCGUCGAUCGAUUCGGACUCAGUAGGGGUGUCGCUAAGCAGCUCACCGCGUGCGGGACUCGAGUCUGUGGGAUCGGACUUUGGCGCAGAGCUCGACUUGGAAUCGGUAGGGCCGCUUAGUGAGUCGGGUGGCGAGUCAGAUGAAGAGGCCGAAAGUACUACCUCAGAAGAUGAGCAACCAUGGCUGAUUGAUAGGUUCAGCUUCAUGCAGUUGACCUCUGCACUAUACAUCAUGCUCCACACCGCCGUGGAGGAGACACGCAUUUUUUUCCCCAAAAGCCCUGCUUUUCGGCAGCCUCAGCUAGGCUUACUUGAGUGGGCCCGCCAUAAUGAUCUCGGCCAUUUCUUGCGUAAACUACGCUUACGUCCCACGACCUUUGAUGUGAUUGUCACACUAAUUGAAAAUCACCAAAUAUUUCAUAAUUCAUCCAAUAGCCCCCAGUAUCCCACGGCCCUUCAGCUCGGAAUAUUCCUUGUUCGCGUUGGCCACUAUGGAAAUGCGGCAUCGUGUAAUGAAGUAGCCGAGUGGGCAGGAGUAUCAGUCGGCACUGUUGUCCUGUCCACUAAGCGGGUGGCCUUGGCGCUCAUGUCUUUGCAUGACAUGGCUAUGUGCAGUCCCACAGACGAUGAAAAACGAAAAGCCAAAGCUUUUGUCCAAUCAAAAGUGUGCGAAUCAUGGCGUGACGGCUGGCUUUCGGUCGAUGGGACAACAUUCCCAUUGUUUCAAAAGCCGAGCCAUUUUGGCGAGGCUUGGUACGAUCGAUCAUCAAACUAUUCGAUGAAUGCUCAGCUCGUAACCCUGCCUCACAACUUACGGAUCGUUGACUACGCCCUGGGGCACACAGGCAGUGUGCACGACUCUUACGCGUUUGAAGCUACACAAAUCUUCCGUGAUCACGCGCUAUUUCUGGAUGCCGGAGAGUGGAUAUGGGCUGACUCAGCGUAUCCCAUCCAAGAUUGGUGCAUGGCGCCAUUCAAGCGGCCCACAAAUGCUCGCAAGAUCGGCACGAAUGGGCCGUAACGUGGCUCAAGUCGUGCUUCAUCCUCCACAACUUGGUAAUUCUGAUUGAAGGUGACGAGAGCUCGGAUAACUGGUCCGAUCCGGGUGGGCAUAACAACCAUGAUGGUGUAGAUGAUCAGAGUGAGCCUUCGGAGGACGUGCCUGAUGAUAUUGCGGUAGUUGGUGAGUUGCCAGCUGCCCCGAGUGUUAUUGAUGGUGUCACUAUUCCUGAAGGACAGCUCUUUCGCCACCGUCUAAUGCUAGCACUAUUCUCGAGUCACCUGUAUGUAGAUUAAAUUCAUUGUCAGCUUUCUAGUCAGACAUACAAACUGAAUUCCAUUUGUAAAAUAAAACAAAGCACGAGUACAAAAGUUCAUCACAACAGUAUAGCAAGCAGAGAUAGCAAGUUAAGUCAAUGUCUAUAUCAUCCUCCCAUCAAUCACCAUCGAAUCGUCAUUGCCAUCAGCACUAUUCUCAUGUUCAUCACCGCUAUACUCCUUUUCUGCGAUGGACGCUCCUGGUUCAAACGUGGAUGAGGGCAAGGUGGAAGUGGAGGCAACAGGUCCAACAAUUGACUGUUCAAAGAGGUCAGAGAUGAUGGAAGAAGGGACAGGGGAGGUGGAGUUGUCCAUGAGAAGCGUUGAGAUAAUGCGAUUGUCCAAACCAGGGAUGUCCUUGACAGCCUGGAUAAGUUCGAACUUCAUCCUCAACAUGUCCUUUUCAUGUUGUCUUUGUUCACGUUCUCUUUUAAUUUGGCCUUCGGUAAUCAACGUCACCUUCUCCUUGAACUGUUCGUGUUGCAAGACAACAGUCUCCUUCUCCCUCUUCCGAUUUUCGAAGCGUGCGCGCUCUGCAAUUGCGGUGUACUUCGCAUUCUUUGCGGCCAUUUUACCUCCCUGCACAACGAGUUUCUCCUGCUCAAGGUUAGUCUUUCCCUGCAUGGCCUGUGCGACAGGCUCCAUGACCCGCUGCAUCAUAGACAUGUUGUCUUCUAACUGGGACCGCUGACGUUUACGAGGUUUGUCGUCUCCCUUUUCUGGACGCAAUGAUUCGUCCUUACUUGGCUGAUCCUUCGUAGUGGAUCGCCUAUUCGUAGUGACACGCUGCUCCUGGGCGGCUUCUUUGCCUGAUGCAGCCAGCUGAUUGCGAAGGGCGUCUCUGAUGUUUACAGACGUAGCAGGAUGUUUGCCUUUUUUCAAAGCAGGGAUAGGUGGAGAAACAGGAGGCGAAGUUGCAGGAGGCGGAGUAGAAGUCUGCGGUAAGUUUGAGAAAAAGUUGGAUCGUCCAGAUGCGGGGGAGGCAGGUGGUUGAUCGGAAAAGAAACUAGAUGUAGGAGAGGGCGGAUACUGGUUUGCGGAGAAACCAGAGUUGUCAUUGUCCAAGGUGGGAGACAUGGGAAAUGGCAUCCCCAAAGCACCAGAGAUCGAAGACGUCUGGUAUUGGGGUUGGGGUAAAGGAGACAUUGGGAGUACGGGCUGACCUUGACCCUGACCCAGCGUAUCAUGCUGCAGUUUAGAAAAAAGAGACUCGAAUGAAGAGAUGGAGUGGUUGUCCUGAAACAGAGAAGAUAACGAUUGAUGAUAAGCCCC
Molecule: messenger RNA, 2735 nt
Organism: Serpula lacrymans var. lacrymans S7.9
Lineage: Eukaryota; Fungi; Basidiomycota; Agaricomycetes; Boletales; Serpulaceae
Exons: 3
Coding region: 1-1167 (388 amino acids)
Source: RefSeq, a predicted model, not a curated record